Terrapene triunguis (Three-toed box turtle) is the source of this 414-nucleotide messenger RNA. RefSeq names its product membrane-spanning 4-domains subfamily A member 15-like. NCBI's taxonomy places the organism in Eukaryota, Metazoa, Chordata, Testudines, Emydidae. Gene Ontology annotation, cellular component: membrane. The annotation marks the transcript as partial. The record is from RefSeq and is a predicted model, not a curated record. The transcript has 4 exons.
CAGGCAGACAGCCCGAGCUGCGGGGCCGCAGGAGCGGCCGGGUGUGCUAGGAGCCCAGGUUGCUGUGACGGCUCCUGUCCGCACUGCGCAGGCCGGGAAUAGGCACCCGCUGCCCUGAUGGAGGCAGGGCCCUCCGGAGUCGUCCUGCUGACGCAGAUCAUACCCCAGCCCCACUCGUCAGACUCCUCUGCCCCACCGCGGCCCCUGCGGAAGUUCUACCAGGGGGAGCCGCUGGCUCUGGGCAUCACACAGAUACUCACAGGCAUUGUGCAGGUAGCUUUCGGCAUCAUCCUGAUUCUGGCGAAUGGCUACCAGAUAAUGGCGAUACACGUGGGGACCCCCUUUUGGACGGGGAUCCUGUACAUCCUUUCGGGGUUCAUUUGUGUGGAAGCUGCCAAGAACCCCAAGAUCUCA